CCCCCGCGCCCCCCCCCGCGCCCCCCCGCGCCCAUGGCGGCCCUGGCCAGCUCGCUGAUCCGGCAGCGCCGGGGGGGCCGGGAGGUGCCCCCCCCCCGCGCGGCCGGCCCGCCCCGCCCCCCCGGCGCCCCCCCCCCGCCCCCCCUCCCUCUGCCAGCAGCAGCUGCGCGGCCUCGUCGCCAAAGUCCGGGGCUGCGGCCGGCGGCGGCGCGCGGGGGGGGAGGGGCCGCCCGAGCCGCAGCUGCGGGGGGCGCUGGCGCGGCUGCGCUGCGGCCACGGGCACUUCCUGCACAUGGGCCCCGACGGGCGGCUGGACGGCACGCGGGAGGAGGCGGGGCCGGGCACGCUGUUCAACCUGAUCCCGGUGGGGCUGCGCGUCGUGGCCAUCCAGGGCGCCGGCGCCGGGCGCUACGUGGCCAUGAACGGGGCCGGCCUCGUCUACGCCUCCGUGCACUUCACGGCCGAGUGCCGCUUCAAGGAGUGCGUCUUCGAGAACUACCACGUGCUCUACGCCUCGGCGCUCUAUCGGCAGCGGCGCUCGGGGCGCGCCUGGUACCUCGGCCUCGACCGCCACGGCCGCCCCAUGGCCGGGCACCGCGUGCGCAAGGACAAGGCGGCCGCCCACUUCCUGCCCCAGCUGCUGGAGGUGGCGCUGUACCGGGAGCCGUCCCUGCACGAGGUGGAGGAGCCCCCGGGGACCCCCACUGAGGCCACGUGACCUCUGACCCCGACCUGUGACCUCUGACCCGAACAUGUGACCUUCGACCCUGAACCUGUGACCUCUGACCUGUGACCUCCGCAAACACAACCCCCACCCCCACCCCCCGGCCCCCCCUGCACUGACACCCCGGGGGGGGCCCCUCCCCCCCCCCCCAGGGCACGUGAGGGCACGAGCCCCCCCCACGCGCCUCACAAACCCCGCCCCCUUCCGGCUGGCCCCGCCCCCUUCCGGCUGGCCCCGCCUCCUCCCGCGGCCUUUUCUACGACCCCUACACUGUGCAAGCCCCGCCCCCUCGCGCGCACCGAGAGCAAUAAGGCACCGCCCCUUCUCGCGGGCCACGCCCCCACCCGCAUGAUUGACAGCCCCCCCUGGCGGCCGGGCCCCGCCCCCUUAAUAAACCACCACUUUGUACCAGA
Phalacrocorax carbo (great cormorant) is the source of this 1137-nucleotide messenger RNA. NCBI's taxonomy places the organism in Eukaryota, Metazoa, Chordata, Aves, Suliformes, Phalacrocoracidae. The record is from RefSeq and is a predicted model, not a curated record.